UUCGCAAUGAAUUCUACCAAAAUUAAACCACGUAGGAAAAGUUUUCAGGCUAAAAACUGUACUAAUGAUAAAGAAAACAAAACCAUGGCCCUAACUAGAAUCGCAUCAACUGGGCGUGUCGAACAACUUUUUAGUGAAGUGAGAAUAACAGCUUGCCGGACUAUUACGAAUGUGAAAGAGUCAUUUGAUGGUAUUUCUCAGAGGAUUUUACGAUCUGGUCCAACAAAACAUCCUUUUGGGAAAGUACAACAGUAUAAUGAAUUAAAUGAAAAAGUGACUCCAGUCAAGUUGUAUUCACCUUUCAGUUUUGUGACUCCAAGCCCUGUGAAAAGUUCUCGAAAGAAACCAACUCCCAAAAGGAUUUCCUUUCAAAGUCCAACUGGCAAACUUCGAAAGGAUGUGAAGCAACUGUCACUUGAAGUAAAAGAAAGGGAACGUGUUGAAAAAGCUCUGUGCAACAAAAGGAGAAGAUAAUUCCAUGUUGCACUGUUUUUAAUUAUCAUCGUGGUGUAAAACAUUUUAAGCUCAAAACGUCUAUUUUCUUAUGUAGUUUCUUUGCUUUUAUAUAAAUUAAGAACUUUUAGUAAAUUCAGUAGAAAAUUAUAUCAUCAAAGAUGGUUUUUUAUAAUAUUUUUAGUAUUUGGUGGAUGGCAGCU
Molecule: messenger RNA, 656 nt
Organism: Uloborus diversus
Lineage: Eukaryota; Metazoa; Arthropoda; Arachnida; Araneae; Uloboridae
Exons: 3
Coding region: 7-474 (155 amino acids)
Source: RefSeq, a predicted model, not a curated record